Messenger RNA from Rana temporaria (common frog), 804 nucleotides. It is a transcript of the gene PHF23, whose product is annotated as PHD finger protein 23. Lineage: Eukaryota; Metazoa; Chordata; Amphibia; Anura; Ranidae. The record is from RefSeq and is a predicted model, not a curated record. Gene Ontology annotation, biological process: positive regulation of protein ubiquitination; negative regulation of autophagosome maturation; negative regulation of autophagosome assembly.
GAACCAUCAUGGACCCCUCCAGGCACAUCCCCUCAUCGGACAGAGGAGAGCGACAGCUGGGACUCCCCGGACCCGCCCCGAGGAUCCUCCGCCCCGGCCACCUCUGACCUCAGCACUAUCCAGACUUUCGUCAUGAAGGCCAAGGGCCAACCGGGAGGAAGCAGCGUGAAGAGGAAGGGGGCGGAGCAUUCCCGUAUAAGGCGGAGCAGCCGCAGGAAGAGGCGGCAGAGACACAGAGGCGGAGCCACUAUGAAAAUGAGUGACACGGACACUGAUGACGAGGACAGGGGGCGGAGACCAUUGGCUCCUCCCUCCGCACCGCAACCUCCAACCAGCGCAGAAAGCAGCCGGGACGGCGGGGGCAGCUCCAGUGACGCCGAUACGCAGGUGAUGGACGAAGACAUCAUGGUGGAGUCAGGUGACGACUCCUGGGACCUGGUGACGUGUUACUGUGAGAAGCCGUUUGCGGGGCGCCCGAUGAUCGAAUGUAACAUCUGCUGUACCUGGGUUCACCUUUCCUGUGCGAAGAUCCGGAAGAGUAACGUCCCCGACAUCUAUUACUGUCAGAAGUGCCGAGACGGGAGGAGCGGGGGAAGCACGGUGCCCAAGGAGGAGCCCUGACCCCGGGGGGCGGACUGUUCAUGGGGGGAGGGGCCAUGGAACAUUGGGAGGGGAGUAGCGGCGCUGCGCUCGCCUCUCCUGUAUAUAGUGGAUAUAAACUUUAUUUUAUUUUUUUUCUUUUCUCCCUCCCUGUAAUAAAAACCUCUUUCUAUCCCAAAAAUAAAAGUUACUUUGUGUACAGCA